UAAACAUUACGAUACUAAACAAGCGUAUAAAUUGAUUGAGAAUAUUUUUAGACAAUUUUGGUUUCCCCGUUUUUCCAAGGACACUGUAUACACUCUACGUAGAUUAUCCCCGUAGAUUUCACCCGAUUUUCCUCCUGUCACUACUUGCGUAAAAGGCGGAUGUGUUGUGUGCAUUUUCGAACGAAUUACCCAGUGCAUUUUUUCGCAAAUAACAGGAUAAUAUUAUUUAUAUCGUAUUAUAUGGUCAAUAAUAUUUAACAGUAUUGCGUCCUAACAGUUUUAAAUGUUACAAACCGAAAGGAUGCCUGAUCUAGUAGAAGUAAUGAGAAUGGGCAAGGAUCACCGCCUAAAGAACAGACAGUUGCCACUGCAAGUUGAUGAAAACUUGACACUGGUAAUGGAUUUAAGUAAUGAAGACUUAGUACAAGAUGUGAAACAAGUUCCACCUCUAAAAGUACAAACCCUGGAGAGUUUUGUUAAAAAAUACCGAUUGUUAACCAAACGUGAGCUUCAAGAUGUUCUUAAAGUGUCCAUCAAGGAAAUAUUAGAUAUCAUGAGUGAAAGUAUAGAUUGUGUUGGAUGUCGCAGAAGUGCUGAAAAGUUAUUUGUUGUUAUGGCUAAACUUGGUCAGAACGCAUUAUUUCCACUUUGUGUGGUUAACAGCUACUUUAUUUCAAUAAGAUUUGAAUAUUACGAUGAUGAAAGGUGCAUGUAUAAUUUACUACAAAAUACAAAUGGUAAUCGACUAUCGUCAAUUGCAUCUAGUCGAAGGCAAUCGAAAAAGAGUAGGAGAUGUGUAUACCAUUCCCUAGAGUCCCAAAGGCUUGUCAGACCAAUGGCAAGUGGUUGGCAAGACAUUUGGAAACACAUGACUAAUCCAUGUAGGGAUGAAAUUGUGCUAAUAGAGUCUAGCAGUUUACUGAGUACUUUAGAUAACUAUCUUAGAAAGCACAGAUUUUGUGGAGACUGUCGCACUAAAGUAAUGAAAGCAUAUUCAUUGCUUAUUGAAGAGGAAGAUCCGUGUAAAGAAAAAGGUUAUGUAGAAGAGCUAUAUUUGGGUAUAAAAAGGUGUGUUGGUGAUAAGCAUGUUCAUUUAGAUACUGAUAUAAAUUAUAUUGGAGCACUAAUUAGUCGUGCUGAACCUGAACUUAUGGGAAACCGUAGGGAACGUCAUGCCAAAACUAUUGAGAUAGCUCAAGAAGAAGUUUUAACGUGUUUGGGUAUUUGUGUGUAUGAAAGAUUACACAGAAUACAAUUAAGAAUUAGAGAAGAACAAUAUACUUGCCAAGUCUUAGCUGCAGCAGCUAUAGAUGGUUUAGCCAGAAGAUUUGAGACUGCUAUUGAAGUUAAACAAGGGUUUACUAAAUUAGACCAGUUUUAUGAAGAGUUUUCCAAGAAAGAGAAAAAAACAGAAAAAAGAAAACGGCUUAGGAAACAAAAACGUUUACAAAAAAAAGAAUUGAAACAAGACUCUGAGCUAAAAUCUUGUUGUGACGCUAACCCUGAUGAAGAUUGUUCAUGUGAAGUAGACGAAGAAGUAGAUUAUGGAGAAGAUGAUAUUGAUUAUGUUGACGAUGAAGAUGAAGAUGAUGGAGUACAAUCUAAUGAAAGAGAAGAUUCUGAUGAAACUUGUGAUCAUUUGGAUGAUAACUGUACUUGUGAAAACAUUCAGUUGGUUGAAAGAGUGAGAAAACAGCUGAAAAUGUCAGGUGAUAGAAUGAAAAGCGUUUCCACUCCUAUUAAAGUGUGCAAUUGUAUAGAAUGUAAUUCAAAAGGAUCACGGAAAUCUAAAAAGAAAAAAGGAAAUGGGGAAAAAGAAAAGCGAAGCAAAAAAAAGUCCAAAAACACCCAAAAGAAUUCAAGAAAAGUGAAAAAGCUGCCAGCUCAAAUAUCUCAUCAGCCUGAGAAGAUAAUUGAUUAUGAUUUAAAUGAAGACGAUGAUGAAAUGGCUGAUCAAAAUUCUAUUGACGAAAAUCAUUUGUUGGGUGAUGAUUGUAAAUCCAGUACUAUCAGCCAUGAUCUUUUACCGGGUAGCUGUAGUUCAUGUCCUUCACUUUGUGAUCACUCACAGGAUUAUGGUUAUGCAUCAGCAGAAAAUAAUAACCAUAGUAAUAGUACUAGUUCGCCAGAUGGUUCAGAUGUGGCUUGUUCUGAAGGAUUUUGUAAUCAUUCAGGGGAAACUCAGUUAACCAAAUUAAAAUGCUAUUCGGAUGUUGGUACAGUAUCUUGCAAACCAUUACCACUUCAUCAUUUAUUACUAGAAGAAUUGGAAAAAAAUACAAUCGUCAUGGAUGAAACAAUCAUACCAUCAGAAGAAGUGGAAAUGUAUAAAGUUUGUGCAAGGUUGGUGAAUGAAAAACGCCUUAAACUCAGAGAAACAUUAAAGAGCGGCUUUGCCAAUUUAAAAGACCCUCAAAUGUUAUAAGUCAUUGUUGGAGUCACUUCCCUUAUUCCAAAACAUUUUUUUAAUCCGUUUAGUUUUUUUUUUUCAUUAUACUUACUUAUAUAAUAUAGAAUCAUUUUUUUUUCUUUUUUGCAUACAUAAAAGUAUUUUGUUUAGUUGAUAUUUGUGAAUAAUUUGUUCAGACUCCUUUUGAUUAGAUCAAUUCAAAUUUAUUUAAGAAUAUUUUUUAUAUCAUAAAUUUAAAUUUAUUAAUGGAAUAUAAUAGUUUAUUUGAUAAC
Molecule: messenger RNA, 2682 nt
Organism: Adelges cooleyi (spruce gall adelgid)
Lineage: Eukaryota; Metazoa; Arthropoda; Insecta; Hemiptera; Adelgidae
Product: gametogenetin-binding protein 2-like
Exons: 12
Coding region: 284-2425 (713 amino acids)
Cellular component (GO): nucleus; cytoplasm
Source: RefSeq, a predicted model, not a curated record